Porites evermanni is the source of this 2060-nucleotide messenger RNA. The record is from the annotation of a GenBank genome assembly. Lineage: Eukaryota; Metazoa; Cnidaria; Anthozoa; Scleractinia; Poritidae.
AUGGGUGGCGAACGUUACAGUCACACUGGAGGUGGAGUGAACUAUCUUUGCCUUCCAAACACUCCAAAGUACGACAGAUACAGAGACGGCUCUCAAGCGGUAGGAUACGUUUACGGCGCCGAGUAUGAAGUUAAUUCCUACAGUGGGUAUCCUCUCAGACGAAAUCUCCAUGAUCAUGAGGCGCCGUGCGCUGUCUGUUAUGUGAAGUCACGUGGCUCAAUGCUGAUGAUGCCUGCAAGGGAUGAUUGUCCAUCUGGGUGGACCAAGGAGUAUCAAGGGUAUCUGAUGACUUCUCAUCACGGUCACAACAACCAAAAAGACUUCGUCUGUGUUGAUAAAGACCCAGAGUAUGUUCCAGGGUCCCAUAAGGAUAUGGAUGGUGCCUUACUAUACCACGUUGAAGGGCAAUGUGGUUCUCUUCCAUGUCUUCCAUAUGUUCAACAUCGAGAGCUGACAUGCGCGGUGUGCACAAAGUGAGAGUGAACGUUGCACAAACCUUAUGUAGGCGAAAACACUGUAGCCCAAACGCUCAAGAGUAUAUGUUUUUAUCAUAAAAGAUAUAUUGUAAUGAAAAAGGCAGACAACGCAAUGCCUUUCUGUUUAGAAAUGGACUUGAAAAUCUAUCAGCUCUUUUAAAAAACGGUGUUCUUAAUAAUAUGUCCAACGUAGAUCAAUUGAAUGAGUAUAUCCUUUGGUACUUCAGUGGUCUGAUGCCAGUGCAGUUUAAGGUCAUUACAGGUUAUAUUAAAAAAUUAAUACGGCCGUUCGGAAUACAUGAAGGUUCUUUUGGUUAUUAAGAACAAAGCAAUUGUACUAUAGCAUAAAGUAUCCUUGCACAUCAAUAGUUAACUAAUGUAGGUAGAAACAAAUUCUUAGCUAAGUAAAAUACUAAAAUUUUUUGGAGACUUCAAUAAGAUAAAAACAUCAGGACUCUUUCUGAGUAGAACUAACACGGUACUUUUUCUAGGCAAAAUGAAACACGCGGACGGAAGGUCUCGAUCCGCCACUGGCAUGGUAUUCCAUAGAUGCAGCGAGUCAUAGAAUAAAUGUAAUUUUUGCAAGAAUUUCCAAAAAUUGUGAUUCAUCAGAUACGGCCUAAAGCUUUGGUGGUAAUUCAGGGCAAAGCAAAAUAAAAGAGUUGCUAUAACAUUAAGUCGUCAAUAGUGUCAAAUUAAUAUGGGUAUAUAGAAACAAAUUAUCAGGUAAGUAAAACAAUGUUACUUACAUACAUACAUACAUACAUACAUAUCCUUUAUUUUAACACGAUAAGUAUGAUUUAAAGUUCAAAGCUUGUGGGGUCGUGCAAAAAUAAUUACAAAUGGAUAAAACUAUAUAAAGAGGUAAGAAUAACAUUACUUACAAAAUACAACUGCAAUAAAAGUUACCUCUAAGUAAAUUUUCACCAUAAACAGAGAGCUGUAAGCUUUUUUACCUUUAUAUUAUCAGCAUUAUUACAAAGUAAAACUUACCACAUCAAUAGUAGAACAAAAGUGCUAAAAAAAUUCGUUUUUGAGAGCGUUUUCACCCUGGCUGUUAUUUUAAGGCCUCUCGCAAUAUUUCGAAGGUGAUAGCUGCAUGGUGGGGCAAGCAUUUCACUCUCAUUGUGUAGGCAUUCAAAAUUGAAUGAUUGGAGGGGCGGCAGUUAGUGAAGGUGGAUGCAGUAUUCCCAACAAUUAACAUUGUGUGCAGUACGAAUGGUUAACUCAUCAUCGAACUUAAUUAUCGCCGAGCUGAAGAUAUAUAUUCGCGACUACAUAAUUUGAUUUACUGUAGGUGUGAAAGAAAUCAUUUGAAAGAACAAAAUUUUAAAAUAACUACUUUCUUAAGGUAUAAUGGGUGGCGAAUAUUACACUCACACUGGAGGUGGAGCCGGAACUAUCUUUGCCUUCCACACAAUCCAAAGUACGACAGAUACAGCGACGGUAAUCAAGACACAGGAUAUGUGUUCGGUACUGAAUAUGUGGUCGGUUCCUACAUUGGGUAUCCUUUCAGACGAAAUCUCCAUUACCAUGAGGCGCCUUGUGUUGUCUGCUAUGUCAAAUCACGUGGUUCAAUUCUGA